This is a messenger RNA of Pseudomassariella vexata, 387 nucleotides long. RefSeq lists its product as uncharacterized. The record is from RefSeq and is a predicted model, not a curated record. The transcript has 2 exons. Lineage: Eukaryota; Fungi; Ascomycota; Sordariomycetes; Amphisphaeriales; Pseudomassariaceae. Bases 1 to 387 code for a protein of 128 amino acids.
AUGGGAGGCUUCUACAUGCAAUACCUCGAGAGUCUGUGCCGACGAAGAGGGUGGCGAGAUCCUUCAUACGAAUGCUACCGGGACUCUAGUGGCUACACAUGCCUGGUCUUGGUCAACGGGCGCGAGUACCAGACGGAUCUUGCCUACGAAUCGGACGGUCUGGCCCAGGAGAACGCGGCCAUGAGAGCGUUCAUGGUGUGCCGCAACUUUUCCGUCAAUGGGGGCAUGCUCGCCCGUAACGGGAUCGUACAGGGCCUUCCGGCCAAUGAUACCGGCAGGCGAAGCAAGAAGUCUCGCCACAGCUCGUCUGCUGGCCACAGAGAAAGCCACCACCACCAUCGAUCCGGACAUCACUCGAGCAGCAGCUCAACGGCUUCUUUCGAUUGA